AAACAGGAUUCAAACAUGUAUUUUGGUUAUGAAUAUCUAUUCUUUCUGACAUUCCCUCUGCUGAUGAUAACAUUCGUUUGGUUUCUGUGGUCGGAAGGUAGUGAUGAUACAGUUGCUGUUGGUGUUGGUGGCGUCGGGGGCACGCAUUCAAGUGGUGACGUAAUCUUGGAAUUUGAUGAGUUUUCCGAUAGUGAAGAGGACAGUGACGACGAUAUUGAUGAAUAUUAUGUCGAAGAUGGUGAUUUAUUUGUCAACGUCGAGGAGCCAUUCGAGUUCGAACUGCCCGAGAUACAGUUCCGGCGGGAGCGGGAUCAAGCUGAUCUGCAGCUUUAUAAAUUAACAUGGAGGCUUUGUGCUGCCAAUUUCUCAUAAACAAUCACACAUACAUACAAACAUACACAAAAAUGGGUGGCAACUGAGUGUGUUGAGUUCUGCGCGCGAUUUGCCAGUUUUCGUUUACACACACACAGUUUAACGAAUGCUGAAUGCAGUUUUAUUUGAAUAUUUUCUUUAAUUCCCACCAUUUUAAAAAAUUCAUGU
Messenger RNA from Bactrocera tryoni, 540 nucleotides. RefSeq lists its product as uncharacterized. NCBI's taxonomy places the organism in Eukaryota, Metazoa, Arthropoda, Insecta, Diptera, Tephritidae. Bases 16 to 372 code for a protein of 118 amino acids. The transcript is spliced from 2 exons. The record is from RefSeq and is a predicted model, not a curated record.